AUGGAGAGCGCGGCGACGUUUCGAGAGGACGCGAUGCGAGAACGGAAACGACGGGAGGCGGUGGAGACGCGGGCGGGAGAGGCGGAGAAGGCGGUGGAGACGUUAACGCGCGAGCGCGCGGCGUUGAGGUACUCGCACGAAAAGUUAAAGGAGGAGAGCGAGGGGGCGAGGGAAGAGGCUCGGAGGCAGAUUCGAGGUCUGAAGGAUAAGUUGAAGCGCACGCUCGAGCGUGAAUCUAAGCAGCGGCGACGCGCCGUGGCGACGCUCAAGGUGGCGCUCGACGCGUUGCGGUCGUUCGCGCCGACGGCGCCGAGCGGUCGCGCGUUGGGAGGAUCCGCCGUGAGCACCGUGAUCGCCGAGCUGUCGUCGCUCACGGAGUCCAUCGCGCUGAGAGAUGAGACGGCGGCGAUCGACGACGAGGCGCCGCCGGGGGCUCGAGCGAUUCCGUCGUCUUGGAACGUGGCGGAGAUGGAACGCGCCAAGGCGCGAAUAGACGUCUUAGAGCGCGAGCUCGAGGACGCGCACGAGAUCAUCUCCAUCUCGGAGAAGGAACGCGUGAUUCUCGAGCGCGAAAUCGCGUCGUUGAGACGGGAAAUCGCGUCCCAAGCCGCGCGGCACGACGACGAUUUGCGGGCGGCGACGGAGGCCACGGCGCACGCCAUCCGCGUCGUUCAGGAGCGAAACAACGAAGCACAGACGCCUCCACGAUCGCGACGAGAUCCAACGACGGACGACACGCCGUCGCCGCGCGCGGACUCUCCCCCGUCGCCGCGCUCGAGGGAUCUCGAUCUGCGAGCCGACGUCGCCGCGCUCGAGCGCGAGUUGUCGCGUCUACGGACGUCGAUGCACGACGCCCUCGCCGACGUCGACGGCGCGGUGUCGUGA
Molecule: messenger RNA, 885 nt
Organism: Ostreococcus tauri
Lineage: Eukaryota; Viridiplantae; Chlorophyta; Mamiellophyceae; Mamiellales; Bathycoccaceae
Product: unnamed product
Exons: 1
Coding region: 1-885 (294 amino acids)
Source: RefSeq, a predicted model, not a curated record